Molecule: messenger RNA, 777 nt
Organism: Cylicocyclus nassatus
Lineage: Eukaryota; Metazoa; Nematoda; Chromadorea; Rhabditida; Strongylidae
Source: the annotation of a GenBank genome assembly
AUGGAUGAACCCAAGGAGAUGCCUACCAAAUCAAUCUUUCGAGAAGUGCGGAACUGGUUUCGAGCUCGGACAAGAAGAGAGCUUAUAGCUAUGGGUGUUGGAGCCGCUCUAGCAACUUUCACCACCAUUGUUGUAGUUCGUCGAUACCAGGCGAAGAAGACGGGAGGAGAUGAAAGGGCGAAGGUCGAUUUGGAGCACAAAUGUGACAGUAACUCCGAGCUCCUCUUACGCGAUGUCCAUGAAGGAGGGAUCGCGGCCGUCCGAUCUUAUGACUCUAUGAGGUCGGGAUAUAAAAGUGAAAGGUCGGAGAAGAAGAGCAAGAAGUAUGCAAGGCCUCCUCCAACAGUGCUUCCACCUAUGCCUCCUCCGCCUCCGGAUACCCCGCCUGAACCUAUCCCCACACAAGUAUCCUCACUGCCACCUCCGGAACCUGUGGCUCCAACUCGACUCAUCGCUACCACUCCUCCCCAUAGGAUCAGAUCUCUCCCUCCACUUCCUGCUACGGGAGGUAGCAGAGCUACAAGGCUCCCAAGUGCACCAGUGCCAGUAAAGACGAGUGUACCCGACACGAGGGUUCAUGUAGAUAAGGGCUCCAUUUCAAAACCAUUACCUGCUAGGAGAAGAAACAGAAGUAUGUCCAGGACUGGGAGCAAAGAGGGGGUGAAAACGGCGCAAAAUGUUGGUAGCAAGGAAGCUAUGAAAACUGCGCAAGAUCUCGCCACUGCUCGUAAAGAAACCUCCAUGAUAAAAACAGCGAAGGAAGAAACAAAGAAGUGA